Molecule: messenger RNA, 1179 nt
Organism: Dendrobium catenatum
Lineage: Eukaryota; Viridiplantae; Streptophyta; Magnoliopsida; Asparagales; Orchidaceae
Product: ankyrin repeat domain-containing protein 13B-like
Exons: 2
Cellular component (GO): cytoplasm
Molecular function (GO): protein binding
Source: RefSeq, a predicted model, not a curated record
AUGCUCUUAGAAUCCACAUCACCCGUGCACAAAGCCGUGCUCACUCGCGACCAUGCUGCCCUAAAGCAAAUCCUUGCCGCUAUUCCCCGCAUUUCCCUGCCUUCUCAAAGCCUAACCGAGGCCGAAUCCAUCGCCGAGGAAGACAAGGCCAACACCAUCUCAUCUGUCAUUGAUCGUCGCGAUGUCUACGAGCGUGAAACCCCUCUCCACCUUGCCAUCAAACUCGGCGAUGCCACCGCCGUUGAGAUGCUCAUGGCCGCCGGAGCGGAUUCAAGCCUCCAAAACAUGCAGGGAUGGAGCCCUCUUCAAGAAGCCAUUUGUGCUCGAGAGGAACAAAUCGCAAAGAUCAUUGUUUAGUAUUACCAGGCCUUAGCCUGGGUCAAGUGGUGUCGCCGAAUGCCACGUAUUGUGGCUGCCAUGAAUCGGAUGAGAGAUUUCUAUAUGGAGAUCAUUUUCCAUUUCGAGAGCUCCGUGAUCCCUUUCAUAUCAAAAAUUGCUCCAUCUGAUACCUACAAGAUAUGGAAGCCGGGAUCGAAUCUGAGAGCAGAUAUGACGCUUUCCGGCUUCGAUGGUUUGAAGAUUAAGCGAGCCGAGCAGAGCGUUUUGUUUUUGGGACCAGGUUCGGUUGAUGGAAAGGUAAAGCCUGCUAGGUUGUACGUAAUCUCGCAUAAGGAUAAGGAGGUUCUCGAUGCUUUGGAUGGAGCAGGGGACUUGGUUUUUGAUGCUGAAUUGCAACAGGAGGUUGCAGCUCUGUUUAGAACCAAUGUUCUUCGACCAGGGCUUGAUGUUACCCGUACGGUUCUAGUUCCACUGAUGAAUUGGAGAAAGCAGCAAAGGUUGGAGAUGGUUGGGCCAUGGAAAGCUAAGGUCUACAACAUGCAUCAUGUAGUUGCUAGUAUAAGGUCACGACGGGUUCCUGGUGCCAUGACUGAUGAUGAGAUAUUCGCUGUUAAGAAUGAUGGAGAGGAUGUUGAGUUAGGGAGAGAGGAAGAAAUUGGAGGCAACUUUAAAAUGGAAAAUUCAGAUUCUGCCUAUUUCACUCAGCAAAAUGAUCAGAGCCCGGUUGUUGAUAAGAGCUCCACAAUCAAUGCAGUGGUGGGUGGAAAACACACUGGAGUUACUUCUACUCCUAAAAAGACAAAGCACUUUCAGACUUUGAUCAUUUUAGAAGAACUUUGA